Messenger RNA from Durotheca rogersii, 627 nucleotides. Its product is annotated as marvel domain-containing protein. Gene Ontology annotation, biological process: protein localization to plasma membrane; eisosome assembly. The transcript is spliced from 2 exons. The coding region runs from base 106 to 609 and encodes 167 amino acids. Gene Ontology annotation, cellular component: plasma membrane; eisosome. The record is from RefSeq and is a predicted model, not a curated record. NCBI's taxonomy places the organism in Eukaryota, Fungi, Ascomycota, Sordariomycetes, Xylariales, Xylariaceae.
CAAACCUUCUACCUAUCCGUUGCUUUUACCACCACCAACGCUUGCGCGAUUGCGAUCCUCUCCGUAACCUGAUCGACACGAAGCCUCCGCAGAGCCACCGCCGACAUGGAGAUGGUCAAGUCUAUCCUGCGCCUCGUGCAGCUCCUGUUCGUCUUGCUCACCACCGCCCUCGUGGGCAAUGUCAUCGCGAACAACGUCAACAGCGCCGGCUCGGCCGCGUCCGCCGUCAACUUCGUCAUGUUCGUCUGCGCCCUGUCCUGGAUCGCCGUCCUCUACGGCAUCGUGACGCACUUUUUCAGCUCCCUGGCCAUCCCGAUCGCUUCGCUCGCCCUCGACGGCGCCGUCACCUUGUUCACUUUCGUCGCCGCUGUCGUGCUCUCCGCGAAGCUCCAGGCCGUCAACUGCGCGAACCUAGGCCGAAAACCCAGCGACUACAUCGUAUUUGGCUCGGACAACGACGAGAAGCGCUGCCGCGAGAUCCAGGCCAGCGCCGUGUUCUUGUGGUUCCUCUUCGCCACCUUCACGGCUAGCCUCUUCUUCACCGUGAGGGAGUUCCGCCGAGCCGGCGGGUCGGUUUCGCGUCCGAGCAUGUCCCAGAUCGGCGUGUAAGCCAGAGAUCGGAUCACC